This is a messenger RNA of Engraulis encrasicolus (European anchovy), 3774 nucleotides long. RefSeq names its product eph receptor A3 (gene epha3). The coding region runs from base 90 to 3044 and encodes 984 amino acids. The transcript is spliced from 17 exons. The record is from RefSeq and is a predicted model, not a curated record. Lineage: Eukaryota; Metazoa; Chordata; Actinopteri; Clupeiformes; Engraulidae. Gene Ontology annotation, cellular component: plasma membrane; dendrite. Gene Ontology annotation, biological process: protein phosphorylation; axon guidance; ephrin receptor signaling pathway. Gene Ontology annotation, molecular function: protein binding; ATP binding; transmembrane-ephrin receptor activity.
AAUGGUAACUUGUGUCGGACUCGAAGCCCCCACAUCCCUGGCAUGCUCCAUGGAGUUAUGUACCUCGCAUUGCCCUCUGAACUACCAUCAUGGAUUGUAAACCCUUCAUACUUUUUUUGUUCCUCUGCUUGUUUAUUAGGAGCGCAAAACUCGAUAUUCAUCCAACCAACGAAGUUAACCUACUGGAUUCUAAAGCAAGUCAAGGAGAACUGGGAUGGAUUUCUUACCCAUCGCAUGGCUGGGAGGAGAUCAGUGGUGUGGACGAGAACUACACACCGAUACGCACUUUCCAAGUCUGCAAUGUCAUGGAGUACAGUCAGAACAACUGGCUCAGGACCAACUGGAUCCCGCGCAACUCUGCCCAGAAAAUUUACGUGGAGCUCAAGUUCACCCUGCGAGACUGCAACAGCAUUCCCAUGGUCCUCGGCACGUGCAAGGAGACCUUCAACCUCCAUUAUCUGGAGUCCGACGAGGACCACGGAUCCAAAUUCAGGGAACAUCAGUUUUCCAAGAUCGACACCAUCGCUGCUGACGAGAGCUUCACGCAGACGGACCUCGGGGAUCGCAUUCUCAAACUGAACACUGAGGUGCGCGAGGUGGGGCCCGUCACGAGGAAAGGUUUCUAUUUGGCCUUUCAGGACGUAGGGGCGUGCGUCGCGCUGGUUUCGGUGCGUGUGUACUUUAAGAAAUGUCCGUUCACUGUGAGGAAUCUGGCCAUGUUUCCAGACACGGUGCCCACAGACUCGCAGUCGUUGGUGGAGGUACGGGGCUCAUGUGUGAACAAUUCGCAAGAGGAGGAUCCACCCAAAAUGUAUUGCAGCACAGACGGGGAGUGGCUGGUACCUAUUGGGAAAUGCCUCUGUGACAUAGGCUUUGAAGAACGGGAGAGAGCCUGCCAAGUCUGCAGGCCUGGUUUCUACAAAGCCUCUUCAGGCAACCUGAAGUGUUCCAAGUGUCCUCCACACAGCUACACGCACCAGGAGGGAUCCGUGCACUGCUCCUGUGAGAAAAACUAUUUCCGUCAUGAGGGCGACCCUGCAUCCAUGGCCUGCACAAGGCCGCCAUCUGCCCCCCGCAAUGUCAUCUCGGUGAUCAAUGAGACGUCGGUGAUCCUGGACUGGAGCUGGCCAGAGGACAGUGGCGGCAGGAGGGACGUGACCUUCAACGUGGUGUGCAAGCGCUGCUGGCCAGAGCCACGGCUUUGCGAGCCCUGCCGAGGCACCGUGCGCUUCCUGCCGCGCGCCGCGGGCCUUCACAACACCACCGUGACCGUGGCCGACCUGCUGGCGCACACAAACUACACGUUCGAGAUCGAGUCUCAGAACGGAGUAUCACUGCUGGCAGCCGCACACCGUCAGUACGCUGCCGUCACCAUAACAACCAACCAAGCAGCACCCUCACCGGUUACAGUGAUCAGGAAGGACAAGACAUCCCGGAACAGCAUUUCUCUGUCCUGGCUGGAGCCGGAGAGACCUAACGGCAUCAUCCUGGAUUACGAGGUCAAAUAUUAUGAAAAGCAGGAGCAGGAGACCAGCUACACCAUCCUGAGGUCCAAGGGCACCAACGUGACCUUGAACGGGUUAAAGCCAGACACCAUUUACCUGCUCCAGAUCCGCGCCAGGACCGCAGCAGGAUAUGGGAGCAGCAGCCGCAAGUUUGAGUUUGAGACCAGCCCUGACUCCUUCUCCAUCUCGAGUGAGAGCAGCCAGGUCAUUCUGAUAGCCAUCUCCUCCGCUGUCGCCAUCAUCCUGCUAUCAGUGGUACUCUACAUUGUCAUUAGCAGGCUUUGUGGUUACCGAAAAUCCAAACAUCCAGAUGAAAAGAGGCUCCAGUAUGGAAAUGGGCAGCUGAGGCUGCCGGGAAUCAGAACAUACAUCGACCCCCACACGUAUGAGGACCCCUGCCAGGCCGUGCAUGAGUUUGCCAAAGAAUUGGAUGCUUCUUGUAUAGCUAUUGACAAGGUGGUGGGUGCAGGAGAAUUUGGGGAGGUUUGCAGUGGGCGCCUGAAAUUGCCCUCAAAAAAAGAGAUGUGUGUGGCCAUUAAGACGUUGAAGACGGGCUACACAGAGAAGCAGAGACGCGACUUCCUGAGCGAAGCGAGCAUCAUGGGCCAGUUCGACCACCCCAACAUCAUCAGACUAGAGGGCGUGGUCACCCGCAGUAAGCCGGUGAUGAUUGUGACAGAGUACAUGGAGAAUGGCUCCUUGGACAGCUUCCUGCGAAAACAUGAUGCACAGUUCACAGUCAUCCAGCUGGUAGGCAUGCUGCGUGGCAUCGCCUCGGGAAUGAAAUACCUCUCAGACAUGGGCUACGUCCACCGAGAUCUGGCCGCCCGAAACAUCUUGGUCAACAGCAAUUUGGUCUGCAAGGUGUCCGACUUCGGCUUGUCCAGGGUGCUGGAGGACGACCCUGAGGCUGCCUACACGACAAGGGUGAGCAAAUAUGGAGGUAAGAUCCCAAUCCGGUGGACCGCGCCAGAGGCUAUCGCUUACCGCAAGUUCACCUCGGCCAGCGACGCCUGGAGCUACGGCAUCGUGCUCUGGGAAGUGAUGUCAUACGGAGAGCGGCCUUACUGGGAGAUGUCCAAUCAGGAUGUUAUCAAAGCAGUGGACGAGGGCUACAGACUGCCCCCACCCAUGGACUGCCCCGCGGCACUUUACCAGCUGAUGCUGGAUUGCUGGCAGAAGGAUCGCAACAACCGGCCAAAGUUCGAGCAGAUAGUCAGCAUUCUGGACAAGCUCAUACGCAACCCAGGCAGCCUGAAGAUCACAGCCAACACCACCUCCAGACCUGCAAACCUUUUGUUGGACCGGAACAACGCUGCGGACGUCUCGUUCCAUACGAUGGGUGACUGGCUAGACUCCGCUCAGACCCUGCCCUGCAAAGAGGCCUUCUCCGGGGUGGGAUACAGCUCCUGCGACACUUUAGCCAAGGCCUCCACAGAAGACUUCAAGAAAGUUGGUGUGACGAUUGUUGGACCGAAGAUUGUGAGCAGCAUCCAAGCACUUGAAGCACACACAAAGAACGGCCCCGUCCCAGUGUAAACGGCAGGGCACCAUCAACUGAUGAUCUGGGCUUUGAAAUGAAAGACAAUGAUUCUGCACUCGUUCUGGAAAGCAAUGAAAACACAACACAGAGAGUAGAUACUACGCCUCUACUUUUGGGAAGCUGCUUUUCAGGUGACGCUCCCCCAGCUGGGAUGUGAGAGUUAUAAGAGGGGCCAAAGGUACUCAGGAAGAACUCUACCGACCCCAAGACCCCCACUCAUGGUGAACUGAACUGCCUUCCCCGUUUCGGCCCCAGAGAGAGAGGGCCGAAUGUGGCAGCUACAGUAAGAGCGAGUGGGUCUGAGCUUGUGUUUUAAGAAACAGUUGUCCCCGUCUGCACUUUUGCCAUUAAACACAAGCAGCAGGUACAGCACGACUACAGAGGCCCCGUUUGGUGUUGAACAGGGUCAUUGAAAGGUCAUUAAAUGGAGCCAUUGACCUAUCUACCGUAGAUGUCCUCUCUGAGUAGGUAUGGAUAAAAGAAAGACAUGACUGAGGAGUUGAUUAGAUGCUUGUAUUUACAGAAAUGCACUAGUUCAACAACCCUCUGCUGUAUGUGUAAGGAGUGGUGUUCAGAGAGAUCAUCUUUCUCUUCUUUUUUAGAGAGGUCUGUCUUCAUCCAGCCUCCACACUUCACUUCCAAACGUCACCUUUUGACUUUAGGAAGCUUUGGUUUGAAGAAGAAGAACGAAAAGCAAGAAAAGUAAAAAAAAAAAAAAAAAAAAAA